Messenger RNA from Setaria italica (foxtail millet), 1200 nucleotides. Its product is annotated as cysteine-rich repeat secretory protein 55. The record is from RefSeq and is a predicted model, not a curated record. NCBI's taxonomy places the organism in Eukaryota, Viridiplantae, Streptophyta, Magnoliopsida, Poales, Poaceae. Bases 52 to 849 code for a protein of 265 amino acids. The transcript is spliced from 2 exons.
UCGCUUGCAUUUAUCUUAAAAAGAUAGCAAACAUUUGAGCUUUAGACACACAUGGAGUUCAGCACGAUGCGCCGCUCAUGCGUGCUACUUGUCUCCUUGGCCCUGCUCCCUGUGCUGGGGAUGGCCGCCGACUCCAUCGGCAGCUACUGCGCCGGUAAUAGCUACGCCGGCAACAACAAGGCCGUGGCCAGCAUCAACUCCGUCCUCGCCGACCUCGUCGCCACGGCCUCCACCGGCGGCUACGCCACGUCCACCGCCGGCAAGGGCAACAACGUCAUCUACGGCCUCGCGCAAUGCCGCGGCGACGUCUCCGCCGGCGACUGCGCGGCCUGCCUCGCCGACGCCGCCAAGCAGCUCCCCGCCACCUGCAGCUACAGCUCCGACGCAAGAAUAUGGUACGACUACUGCUUCAUGCGGUACGAGAACGCCAACUUCAUCGGGCAGGCGGACACGGACGCCGGCGUGAUCCUGGUGAACGUGCAAGGGAUGGACAACGCCAAGGCGUUCGAGAAGGCGGUGGGGAAGGUGGUCGGGAAGGCGGCGGCGCAGGCGUCGGCAUCGGGGAGCGGCGGGCUCGGGCGGGACAAGGACCAGUACACGGCGUUCGUGACCAUCUACGGGCUGGCGCAGUGCACGCGGGACCUGGCGCCGCUGGCGUGCGCGCAGUGCCUGUCCACGGCGGUGUCCCGGUUCGGCGACUACUGCCGCGCGCAGCAGGGGUGCCAGAUCAACUACAGCAGCUGCAGGGUGCGCUACGAGAUCUACCCAUUCUACUUCCCUCUCGCCGGCAACGCCGGCCGCGCCACCACCGACAUGACCAAGAACACCAAGAUCGUCGUGCACCCUUGAUGCAUUUGUCUGUGCAACAAUUAGCGCGCAUCAUGAUGUGCAUGCGUGCGUGCAAGCAUAUACACACUUAAGUAGAAAGUCCCUAAGAAUGAAGUGAUUUGGUGUUGGAUAAGGCUAUAAAGAAUAGCCUUUGCGUGUGUAACUGGGAAUAAACAUGUGCUACAUACUGCUAAGCAGUUUAAGUACACGUCUGCGUCAAAGCAGUAAUAUUGGUAAGUUAGUUACAUCCAGUGGCCCCGAAGUGUUAUGUUUCGGUCGACACGGAUGAUUCGGUAUGUGGAUCACUCUCUGUUUGCUUCUUGAUCAACUAUGUACAUGUGUUCCCGAGAAGAUUUUUCAGGACGAUCCGUA